GGAUUCCUUCAACGACGACCAAGACCAGACCGACAAGAUGCCUCACUCGUUUGGUUACCGCGCGCGCACGCGCGACCUGUUCAAGCGCGACUUCCGCAAGCAUGGCCCCAUCAAGCUCUCGACGUACCUGCGCCCCUACCACGUCGGUGACAUUGUCGACAUCAAGGCCAACGCCGCCGAGCAGAAGGGCAUGCCCCACAAGUACUACCACGGCCGCACCGGUGUCGUCUUUGGCGUCCAGCCCCGGGCGGUCCAGGUCCUCAUCUACAAGACGGUGGGCAACCGCAAGAUUGAGAAGCGUGUCAACCUGCGCAUCGAGCACGUCAAGCACUCCAAGUGCCGCGACGACUUCUUGAACCGUGUCAAGCAGAACGCGGCAAAGAAGAGCGAGGCAAAGGCAAAGGGCGAGAAGGUCAACCUCAAGCGCCAGCCCGCGCAGCCGCGUGAGGCCAGGACGAUCCAGACGAACAAGAACAAGCCCGAGACGCUUGCUCCCCAGGCCUACGACACCUACAUCUGAUUCGUUCGCUCCCUCGUCCUCCUCCUCCUUCCUCCUUACAUGUACUUUCUUUUCUCCCACCAACCAAAACUCACCGAUACGGCAGC
This is a messenger RNA of Acaromyces ingoldii, 606 nucleotides long. Its product is annotated as putative 60s ribosomal protein L21-A. Lineage: Eukaryota; Fungi; Basidiomycota; Exobasidiomycetes; Exobasidiales; Cryptobasidiaceae. Bases 38 to 520 code for a protein of 160 amino acids. The record is from RefSeq and is a predicted model, not a curated record. Gene Ontology annotation, biological process: translation. The transcript is spliced from 2 exons. Gene Ontology annotation, cellular component: cytosolic large ribosomal subunit; ribosome. Gene Ontology annotation, molecular function: structural constituent of ribosome.